CAGACGCUCUCUCAGGCCCCCCUUCCCACGCCCAGUGCGCUGUGGGAUAGUGGCACUAUAAAGUAUAUCCUCUCUCGGAGAAAGAUAAGAAGCCCGAGACAGGAGGGGAUGAAGAUGGCGGACGCCAAGCAAAAAAGGAACGAACAGUUGAAACGGUGGUUAGGAUCGGAGACAGACAUCGAGCCUCCUAUUCUGAAAAAGAAGAAGACGAAGGUGAAGUUCGACGAUGGCGCCGUGUUUUUGGCUGCCUGCUCAAGCGGCGAUACCGAGGAGGUGCUCCGAAUGAUUGACCGGGGUGCUGACAUCAACUACGCCAAUGUAGACGGUCUGACUGCCCUCCACCAGGCGUGCAUAGAUGACAACGUGGACAUGGUGACGUUCCUGGUGGAGCAUGGGGCUGCCAUCAACCAGCCCGACAAUGAGGGCUGGAUCCCCCUCCACGCCGCAGCCUCUUGUGGGUACAUGGACAUAGCAGAGUAUCUGAUUGGCCAGGGAGCCAGUGUGGGGGUGGUGAACAGUGAGGGGGAGACACCACUGGACAUCGCUGAGGAGGAGGCCAUGGAGGAGCUCCUGAAGAAUGAGAUCAACCGACAAGGCGUGGACAUCGAGGCGGCCAGGAAGGAGGAGGAGCGGAUCAUGCUGAGGGACGCCCGGCAGUGGCUCAACAGCGGAACCAUAAACGACGUCCGACACGCCAAGUCCGGGGGGACUGCCCUCCACGUCGCCGCCGCCAAGGGAUACGCAGAAGUUUUAAAGCUUUUAAUCCAAGCAGGGUAUGAUGUAAAUAUUAAAGACUUUGACGGCUGGACMCCGCUCCACGCUGCUUCACAUUGGGGCAAAGAGGAGGCCUGCAAGAUACUGGUGGAGAACCUGUGUGACAUGGACCUUAUCAAUAAAGUGGGUCAGACGGCUUUUGAUGUUGCAGAUGAAGAUGUCCUUGGCUACUUAGAGGAAUUACAGAAAAAGCAGAAUCUGCUCAAUAGUGAAAAGAAGGAUGUUAAGAAGUCUCCCUUGAUAGAAACGACGACCACUGGGGACAACAAUCAAAAUCUAAWAUCCAUUAAGAGCAAAGAGACCCUCCUCCUGGAGCCCGAGAAGCCCGCCCCGCGCAUCGAGACCCUGGAACCGGAGAAGGUGGACGAGGAAGAGGAGGGCAAGAAGGACCAGGAGUCCAGCUGCUCCAGCGAGGAGGAAGAGGAGGAAGACUCGGAGUCUGAGACUGAAGCCGACAAGAGCAAGACGCCUGUCCCUGUGAGCAACAGUAACGGCACUACUGUGGUGCCAGCGCCGACCAGCGCUACGGUGUCUUCCACCUCCCCAACCAGCCCCACUAACCAGGUGACUCUCACCUCGCCUGUCAAGAAGCAGGUGUCCCCUGCUGGUAAGGUCUCUCCUAAAGAGGUCUCCCCUAAAGAUAAACAGCCGGCGUCGUGGCGCCUGGGGCUGAGGAAGACUGGCAGCUACGGGGCACUGGCGGAGAUCACGGCCACUAGGGCCCAGAAAGAGAAGGACACUGCCGGGGUGAUGCGCUGCGCCUCCAGCCCCCGCCUCUCCUCCUCCCUGGACAACAAGGACAAAGAGAAGGAAAAAGACAAAGGAACCAGACUUGCCUACGUUGCCCCCACCAUCCCCAGGAGACUGGCCAGUACAUCAGACAUUGACGAGAAGGAGAACAGGGACUCUGCUGCUAGUCUGGUACGUAGUGGCUCCUACACCAGGAGACGCUGGGACGAUGAGCUGAAGAACAGUGAAGGAAGCGCUUCCACCAACCGAACAACACCCAGCUAUCAGCGCAGCACGUCCCACACGCUAACGCUAGGGCGGAGCGGCAGCACGCGGGACGUGCCAGCCAAGUCCUCGUCUGCCUCCAGCUUGGACCCUAUCACCUGUAACACUAAACCCUGGCAGUCACCCACCUCCCACUACCAGUCUUGCAGCAUUUACCGCAGUGGUUCCUUUGGCAGGAGGCACGAAGACCUGGGUUCGACCACCUCUUCCUCCACUAGCACUACCACCACCACCUCGUCUGUUACCUCGCCCACCAGCCACCGUGACCGCAGCCUGCUCUCCAGCCUGGGCUCCUCCACCCGCACCGGAUCCUCCAGCCUCACCAGCAGGUACUGGGCAGAGGAAAGUGCGGAGAGGGAAAAGGAGCGGGAGAAGGAGUCUGCUGCAGUCAUCCCUACGAUUAACACUGCUUCUACCACCACCACGUCCACUACUGGCACUAUCAUUGGCUCUGACGGCAGGGAGAGACGCAGAUCGUACCUCACACCUGUCCGGGAUGAAGAGUCGGAGUCCCAGAGGAAAGCCCGCUCCAGACAGGCUCGACAGUCCAGACGGUCUACCCAGGGUGUGACUCUGACUGACCUCCAAGAGGCAGAGAAGACCAUCGGCAGGAGCCGCCCCAUACGGACCCGGGACGAGGAGAAGGAAGAGAAGGAGAAACAAGACAAGGAGAAGCAGGAGGAGAAGAAGGAGACUGGUGAAACCAAGGAGGACGACUACCGGUCGAGGUACCGCAGCUUCGAAGAGACUUACCAGCGCUACCGUCCCUCCACCACCUCGGCCACCACCCUGAGCACGGCCUCCACCCCUUCCUCCACUUCCUCCAGCUCCCUCAACAGGCCCAACAGUCUGACUGGCAUCACCACCUCCUCCAGCUCCCUCAACAGGCCCAACAGCCUGACCGGCAUCACCUCCUCUUACAGCCGCUCCUCCAGGGACACUGAGAAAGAAUCAGACAAGAAGCAGCAGGAGGAGGAGAAGGAGGGAGAGGAUAAGUCCCAGCCCCGCUCCAUACGGGAUCGCCGGCGGCCCCGUGAGAAGAGACGCUCCACCGGGGUGUCUUUCUGGACCCAAGAUGGGAGUGAUGACAAUGACCCAGACCAGUCGGCGGACUCAGAGGAAGGCAGCAUCAAGGGUGAACCUCAGAGCGACCGACUGUCCAGAAAUGAGAGCAGCACUUCCUCUUCUGACCGCUAUGACCACUUGGGUAGCCGUGGCGAGGGUCGCAGGUCAUUCUCAAGCAGGCUGGACCGAGACGAUAGCACUGACUACAAGAAGCUUUAUGAGCAGAUCCUAGCUGAGAAUGAGAAGCUGAAGGCCCAGUUACGUGACACAGACCUGCAGCUGAAUGACUUGAAGCUUCAGCUGGAGAAAGCCACACAGAGGCAGGAGCGCUUUGCUGACCGKUCGCAGCUUGAGAUGGAGAAAAGGCGCACACACCUCUAUCCACGCCACUCACCCCCUUUCCAUUUCUGUACCUUUGUGUGUCUCCCUCAGAGGUAAAUGGAAUUAUCGCUUUACAGAACAGGUGGACUUGGUGGAAUUUAAGCUUUCACUGUAUGUGCAAUAUGCAUUUAUUUCUAAUAAAAAUGCUUUAAUGAUGAGUCCAUCACUAGUAGGAUUUUCACUCCUCUUCCAUCUUUCCAUCGCUCACCCCUUUCACUGACCCUCUCCCCCCCUCUUUUCUUUAAGGUUGUAGUGUAGUUUCUACUCUGUAUUUCUCACUUCGUUUUAGCAGGUACUGAGUGAUGCUGUAUAUACCUGUAUGUAUCGUUUGAGACCAGCACAUGGCAUGCAUUUAUGAUUCCCGUCUGUUACUAUUAAAAAUAUACAAACUCCAGAGGACAAAAAAAGUGUGUUUAACUAUUUUCUUCAUUUAUAGUCUGAAGACAUUGGAUUACAAUAGGGCCUCUCUCUUAAAGGGAAUGGCUGGCAGUGUUCCGUGCUUUUUCUUUCCAGUUUUAAGUGUUCACGGUAUUUAAGAUACGAAUAAUAUAAUUGCUUCUACAUUUCACACAUUGUAUUCAGUAUCUUUGGAUGAGUGCUGUUCAUUUUUUUUCUCCGUUUUUUUUAAGCCGUAGUAUUAGCCAAGGUGUUGUCACAAAAAUAUCUUAGGUAUUGCUAACCCAGUCCUUUUUACAAUGUCUACAUGCACUGUCAAUGCCAUGUGAGGAGUAUUUGAUGUCAGCCACCAUCAAAUAAAGUCCCUCCAUCAAACACAUUUUAUGCAUUUCAGUGGCCUUUUUAAGGAUACUGUAGCAAAGAAAACAAGUUGCUGUAGUUGGACUGUUGGCCAUCUCCUCUUUUGGUUUACAUUUUUUCUGUUUUUCCUUUUUAAAUUUCCCAUCUUGUAAAAUAGGCGUGUGGCUUCAUACAUGCGAGCUGUGCUGUGACUACCAACCACUGAAGAGUUCAUUAAAAAUAAACUUGUACAUUGUAAA
Salvelinus sp. IW2-2015 is the source of this 4229-nucleotide messenger RNA. Lineage: Eukaryota; Metazoa; Chordata; Actinopteri; Salmoniformes; Salmonidae. The record is from RefSeq and is a predicted model, not a curated record.